Rattus norvegicus (Norway rat) is the source of this 10176-nucleotide messenger RNA. Lineage: Eukaryota; Metazoa; Chordata; Mammalia; Rodentia; Muridae. The record is from RefSeq and is a predicted model, not a curated record.
UUUUCAAUGUAUUGUGGGCAGGACCAGGUAACUGAAGCGCUGCCUUCAUCUCCGCCCUGGACACAGCACUGCUUCCUGAAGAACAACGGUGGUGGGGCUCAUUUGAUGGCUGCGGUUUAGCAGCAGUUAAACGUGGAGCCAGGCUUCCGUAAGCUAUUCAGUUGACCUGAGAUGCUUAGAAAGUAGUCCACAUCACUUACCGUAACAAUUUGGCCAGAUCACAUGUGUGUUGUUACGGUGUUGUCAUAGUAGUUUCUGGACUAGGCCGGUGGAAGCAAGCUGCAGGACCCCGGGGAGUCAUGUAAAGAUAUGGGCUUCACUGGGGCGCUUUGCCGUGACUUUCCUGGCGAACUCCCUCCCACCAGAGGUUGUAUCCCUUAGGGAACGAGCCAGACCAAGGCAGGUGCCUCAUUAAUCUCUGGCUUCAUUCUCUCCUGCUGACUUUCCAAAUGCUGGCAGCGGCUGGGGCCCUGCAUUCCUUCAACAGGAGUCUGCGCCACGAUUGCUGUUUUUGUUUUCGUCCGGCUGAGUCUUGCUAUGAAACACCCAGACUAGCUUGGAAAUUACUAUGUAGCCCAAGCUGGCCUCUAACUCAUAACAAUCCUUCUACAUCGGCCUCCCAAGUGCUAGAAUUACAAGCACGAGCCAGCAUGCUGGCUGACACAUCCUUUUUAAAUCGACAAUUUCCUUGUCUGUUCCGAAUCGGCGUGGAUCGCAGAGGAAGAGAGGGCCGCGUGGCGCGCAUUUCGCUCCACGCGCUCUUCCCUCCCCAGCGCGCUCUUCCCGUCCCCGGCCCGACCUUAGCUCCAUGCUCAGCACACCCUUCCCUUCUCUGGGCAGCCCGCACUACCCCGGUGCGGAACAGCCGGGCAGACGGCGGGAAGAGCCCGGCAGCCAGGCGCGCGGGCGGCGACGUUGCAGGAAGCUCCCAUUCAUAAAGCGAACACCUGCUCGCGGCCUCCUGCCUCUCCCCAGCCCCGAGCAGCCCGGGGAGGUUGUAUUUGGCAACCUUCACGGUGUCCUCGCCAAGUCCUCGCCGCUCUGGGCCUCAUCGUCCACGACUAGCCCGGGUAGAACCGAGGAGACAAAAAAGGCUUGUGGAACGAUGCGUAAAUGAAACCUCGCCCUUUGGCGCGAGGCUGUCCGACAUUUUGUGCCUUGAAAGCUUUUUGCGGGGGAAAUAGAUUUAGGUAGCGACUGUCGCGCUGUGCUGGGGGGCCUUUUCCAAGCGACUGGCCUUUUAGGGACCGCUGUUUACGCUUUCAUGGUGGCGGGAGUGGGCAGGGCAGGAGCUGGCCAGGGAUGCUCUGGCAAGCGGGGCGGGGCGCCGGGCUAAUUCACCGUGCAGACUCCAUCCGAAUCGGAGCAGCUCUCCACAAUGAUCCUCCCCACGAAGCCCUCCGACCCGCCCCUGACUGCCAGCCGCGAGAGGCGAGCCCUCAUUCGCUGAGCUGACGCCUGGCUCCCCGCCCCCCGCCCCGUUACUCUCGCUCUGGAAAUUACAACUCCUGGGCGCGCGGCGCGGCGCGGCGCGGCGGGCGGGCGCGGGAGGCGGCGGGACCGGGAGGGGAUUCCCGAGCCAGCGGGUGUUCACCACCCCCCCACCCCCGCCGCUGCAGCGUGGCGCGGCCAAGGUCAGGGGAACCGCAGGAACCGGAGCCGGCGAGGCGAGCCCGGGACGCUGCUCAAUACGGGCCUGUGAGGAGGCAGCUCCGAAAGCAGCGGCCCGAGCAGCAGGACGGCGACGGUCUCCGGGCCGGGGGAUGCCGAGGUGGCCGUGGUGGCACAACAGCCUGGCGGGGGAUGCGCCUGGGGUGCGGGCGCGGAUUCCCUGCCCAUCCGCUCGCGGGCGCUGUCCGCCGUCUGGUGGUGCUGAACCAGCCCUGGCCCCGCUGCUCCCGCACUGGCCAAGAGCUGGUUAGGGGCGGGGCGCUCGCAGAAGGAAGACUCGGGGCAGCGGCGCUGCGGAGCCCGGCUCAGUAGCCUUGCUGGCUCACAGCAGCGAGUCACUGGUCCUUCGUAGAGUGGAGGCACGAGGUACCCCUGACGGCGCUGCUGCUGCCUAUUCACCACCUGGACAACCUCGGAGGCCACUGCGAGGGCUGCUGGCCACCUUCAUACGGCCGCCUCUGGUGAGGGAGCCUCGCCCUCAGGAGGUGAGGACCCCUCCUUUCUCUGGCGGCCAAGCGUCUUAGGGCGGUGGCCUGAGGACAGAGAGGGGGCGUGCCACCCUCGGGUGAAGACAGCAUGCCCGUGUAAUACCCCCGCCUCCUGACUCAAGAGCGCUGACAUCGCCUGCCCAGCUGCGCUUGUCUUCGGAGCUUUGACCAUCCUUGGCUGGUCCCGAGCGGCUCUGGCCGCGGGCGCGGCGAUGGAGGAGGAGCUGAAGUGCCCAGUGUGCGGAUCCCUGUUCCGGGAGCCCAUCAUCCUGCCCUGUUCUCACAAUGUCUGCUUGCCGUGCGCCCGCACCAUCGCGGUUCAGACCCCGGACGGCGAGCAGCACCUGCCCCCGCCGCUCCUUCUUUCGCGGGGUGCCGCCGCCGCCGCCGCCGCGCCCCCUCCGGAUCAGGAUGCAGCGGCCGGCGCGACCUGCGGAGGCGCCGGAGCUAGUACAGCCGGAGGCCUGGGCGGCGGGGCGGCCGGUGGCGGAGACCACGCGGACAAGCUGAGCUUGUAUAGCGAGACUGACAGCGGCUAUGGCUCCUACACCCCCAGCCUCAAGUCCCCCAAUGGAGUCCGCGUGCUGCCCAUGGUGCCUGCGCCUCCGGGUUCAUCUGCCGCCGCGGCCCGAGGCGCCGCCUGCUCCUCGCUCUGCUCGUCCUCCAGCUCCAUCACCUGCCCGCAGUGCCACCGCAGCGCCUCCCUGGAUCACCGCGGCCUGCGAGGCUUCCAGCGCAACCGGCUACUGGAGGGCAUCGUGCAGCGGUACCAGCAGGGCCGUGGGGUUGCUGCGGGGGCAUCUGCAGCCCCGGCGGUGGCCAUCUGCCAGCUGUGCGACCGCACCCCACCGGAGCCGGCAGCCACUCUCUGCGAGCAAUGCGACGUGCUCUAUUGCGCCACCUGCCAGCUCAAGUGCCACCCGUCCCGGGGCCCCUUCGCUAAGCAUCGGCUAGUUCAGCCGCCGCCGCCGCCCGCACCCCCAGAGGCUACCUCUGCUUCAGUCGGUACUUCCACCGCCUCCAGCGCAGGAGGAUGCAGGAGCCCAGGGGGUGCCGGGGCCCCCGUGCCUCGAAAGUUCCCCACGUGCCCGGAGCACGAGAUGGAGAACUACAGCAUGUACUGCGUGAGCUGUCGGAGCCCGGUGUGCUACAUGUGCCUAGAGGAAGGCAGGCAUGGCAAGCACGAGGUGAAGCCGCUGGGGGCAACGUGGAAACAGCACAAGGCCCAGCUGUCUCAGGCCUUAAACGGGGUUUCAGACAAGGCCAAAGAGGCGAAGGAGUUCCUGGUUCAGCUCAAGAACAUACUGCAGCAGAUCCAGGAAAAUGGACUGGACUAUGAAGCCUGCCUGGUGGCCCAGUGUGACGCCCUGGUGGACGCCCUGACUCGGCAGAAAGCCAAGCUGCUCACCAAGGUCACCAAGGAGAGGGAACAGAAGCUGAAGAUGGUUUGGGACCAGAUCAACCACUGCACUCUGAAGCUGCGCCAGUCCACUGGCCUGAUGGAGUACUGCCUGGAGGUGAUCAAGGAGGACGACCCCUCUGGGUUCCUGCAGAUCUCAGACGCCCUGAUCAAGCGUGUGCAGACCUCACAGGAGCAGUGGGUCAAAGGUGCCCUGGAGCCCAAAGUGUCUGCGGAGUUCGACCUGACCCUGGACAGCGAGCCGCUGCUGCAAGCCAUCCACCAGCUGGAUUUCGUCCAGAUGAAAUGUAGGGUGCCACCUGUACCCCUGCUGCAGCUGGAGAAGUGCUGCACCCGUAAUAACAGCGCCACCCUGGCCUGGAGGACCCCGCCCUUCACCCACAGCCCUGCUGAUGGCUACAUCCUGGAGCUGGAUGAUGGCGACGGAGGGCAGUUCCGGGAAGUGUACGUCGGCAAGGAGACCCUGUGCACCAUCGACGGGCUCCACUUUAACAGCACCUACAAUGCCAGAGUGAAAGCCUUCAACUCCUCUGGUGUUGGGCCCUACAGCAAGACUGUGGUCCUGCAGACCUCUGACGUGGCCUGGUUCACUUUCGACCCCAACUCUGGCCAUCGGGACAUCAUCUUAUCUAACGACAACCAGACAGCCACCUGUAGCAGCUAUGACGACCGGGUGGUGCUAGGCACAGCUGCAUUCUCCAAAGGUGCGCACUACUGGGAGCUGCACGUCGACCGGUACGACAACCACCCAGACCCAGCCUUCGGGGUGGCCAGGGCCAGCGUGGUCAAGGACAUGAUGCUGGGUAAAGACGACAAGGCCUGGGCCAUGUACGUGGACAACAACCGCAGCUGGUUCAUGCACUGCAACUCCCACACCAACAGGACCGAAGGCGGUGUAUGCAAGGGGGCCACUGUGGGCGUGCUGCUGGACCUGAACAAGCACACUCUGACCUUCUUCAUCAACGGGCAACAACAGGGCCCCACAGCCUUCAGCCACGUGGAUGGGGUCUUCAUGCCUGCCCUCAGCCUCAACCGAAACGUGCAGGUCACCCUGCACACAGGACUGGAGGUGCCAACAAACCUAGGACGGCCAAAGCUGUCAGGCAACUAGCCUGGUGGCUCCCGCUGCCUAGCUGGCCGCGAUGGAGGGCCUCGAGGAGGACCAGGACACAGCACAAAGUCCUGGGUACCAGCAGCCAGCGGACAUCUGAAGAUGCUUUUCGGCGGGGGAUUGAGAAUGAAUGCAAUACAAGCCACACGACCAUACUGUGAUCCACUAUGUCAGGAGUGGCUUUUCACCUCCAUGCCACAGGGCUAUGGUCCCCAGGGUGCCCUCAAGACAGUGCUCCGGACAGACACCUUUUGUUUCCAGCUAAUGUUUUCUGACGUCUCUUUGAAACUUUGAUUUCCUCUUAAAUUUUUUUCUUUUUUCUUUUUUCUUCUGGAGGGAGAGAGGGAGACAGACUCUGAGACUUGUAUAUCCCAGGAUGCAUCUGCGCUGUGAUGUCACUUCCAUGCCUGCGUGCAACCCGUUGCUGGGACUCUGCUCCUUCUGGAGUCCCAGGCUUGUCAUCUCUGUGGGAAGGAACUGACCUUGAGCUUCUGGGAUAUGCAGUUUUCAAUUCACUGCAAACCAAUUCAGAGGGGACAUUAAUCACUAAUGAGCUGCUAGGACCCUUCAGAAAGGCUUCCUUAGGGUCUGUAACAUUAUCCAUGUUCUGUCGAUCUCCCUCUCCCUCCCCCACACACACAGAAACACACACACACACACACACACACACACACACACACACACACUCACAUACACUGUCUCUCUCAAACACAAACACACACAAUCUAUUACAUUUUAUUCAUUCAGUUCUUAGUUACGAAUAGAAACCCUGGAAUCCAAGACAGUGAUACAUCUUUGCACAGGUGGCUUUUUCUAGUACCUGCUUCCACAAAAAUUGUCAGACAUAUAUCGGCACUGCCUUCCUGGGCUGGGGCCUGAGCACGGAUGCAGCAGACCCUGGGAAGACCUCACAUCGAAAUAAGCCCUUAGGGCUUCACCCAGUGCCCUCUUUGAAGCAUCAUGAACUUGAGAAGCGACCCUGGUGGCAACAGGGCUGGCUCUGUUACUAUGAGACAGAUGAGCCCCCAGAGAAGAGCUGAAACUCGAUGGCCACACCCUACAGCCUCUCUUUCCACUCAAGCCAGGGUUCCCCCGGACGCAGCUGAGUCUUCCUUCUUCCAAGGAGCACUGCCCUUGCUGGGGAGCUCCACUCGGAAUCAUCCUGCCUUGGGGCCCUGUGUGCUCACUUCCUGUCUCCCGCAGUCUCCAGAGCUCACUUCCUGUCAGUCUCCAGCUCUGCCUGGCAGCAGCCUUGCUCUCUCCCUUGGAAAGAAGUCAACUCAUCCGGCGUUUCACCGUACACAGGGAAAUGACUUGCCUGUCAGACGUACCUGCGCACCGACCCCAACUGUGCUUCCUAAGUACCCACCACUGGGCUGCACAGACCCACCAGUCCUACCUCAGAAUUCUUCCUCGUGGCCCCAGUUUCCUCAAACACUCCGAUGUCACCAGGAGCAGUUCGGCACUGCACAGCCUCCACACUGGACCCUGAGGCCAUCUUCACUGCACAGGGCUUGGCCUUGGCUUCUCUGGACUCCCAUCCUGCUAAGUAAUCUCUGGGUCACGACUCCAUGUAGAGCCCUCAGGGCAGCCACAGGACCCCAGCCGGCCACAGCCUCAGUUGCUCAACACCUCUUUGUCCCUUUCCUACAGCUCUGGCCGCAGCCACAGCUCUGAAAGGGAGAGACAGGUAUUUCAAAGGGAAGAACAUGGAGGAGCCCCUGCCUUCCUGGACCCAGGAAGCCACGUACGGCCGUGGUCAGGGCUGGUGGUGGUAAUCCAGGCAUUUGGCUGUCUUGUGGGAGAGAGAAACCAGAAACCUUGGAGUAAGAAUGGGGCAGGAAGGCCGGCCACGGGGGAUCCUUAGUCUCAAAGCCUGGGCCAAUCAUCUGCCUGGUGAUCUGUACCUGUGGAUGGCUUUGGGGAGAUGAGAAAGUGGCCAUAAUCCCAGGUGACUUUUUUUGUUUUUUUUUUUUGUUUUUGUUUUGUUUUUUUUUUUUUUUUUUGGUGCUGGAGAACCCAACCCACGGCCUUGGCCUUGCACAUGCCAGGAAAGUGCUCUACCACUGAGCCCCCUAGCUCUUCAGGAGGCCACUUUCCUCCUCCUCCCCCUUUCCUCUCUUCUUCCUCCUCCUCCUCUUUUUUCUUCUUAUUGUUUUGUUUGAGACAUGGUCUCACACUGUAGCCCAGGUUGGCCUGGAAUUCACUAUACAGCUUAGGCUAGCCUUGAACUCACAGCAAUCCUCCUGCCUCAGCCUCUUGAGUACUGGGAUUACAGAGGUGAGCACCACACCCGACUCAGGUGACCUCUUUAAGGAGGUUCCCUGGAGUUGAGCAAGGCAGAGCCAGCCCCCGCCCCCCACAGCAGUAUAAGUGGGUGGGGCUAGUUGUCUCCCUUUGCUCACUAGAGCCCAGAAGCAAUACGCUGGUGCCAGGGACAGCCCAGGCAGCCCUGCACAGCCACCUCUCCCCUGCCUUCUGUACCGGGCGCCUUUCAGGGACAAGAAUGCGCGGAGAAGAGUAGGGAGGGGCGGGGCCUCACGCUCAGGGCUUGAGAGGGGCGGGGCCUCACGCUCAGGGCUUGAGGCAAUCUGGAAAGAGGCAAAGCCCUGGCAGAGGGCAGAGGGAUCGCGGAGUUCUAUCACAUGGAGUCCUUAGCAGCUGGCACUGAGGUGCCACAGCUGUGUAUACAUGACGUUGGUGUAAGGCCUUCCUUCGUGAGCCACUGAGAAGGACCUCGGGUUAAGUGUCAAAUGUCUGCGAGAACGGCUCUGAAGCCUAUUCGCUGGGUGGGUCCGUGAAUGCCAAUCCCUUUUGAAUGAAUGUCCUUGACAAGCACCCACUGGUACCCACCCCUACACACAGCACCUCUCCCCUCACAGCAGGACAGCAGCGCCCACAGAGCUGGCUUUUCCUCCUCUGCCCUGUCUGGGAACACAGACCCAGCCUUAGUCACACUGUGCGUGGUCCAGGCUGUACCUUCAGAUCUUUAUGUGCUCUGUGGUUCCAAAAUGUCCUUAGCUGCCCUGUAGCUCAAAGGAAUCCAGAGCCAGGAAGCAUUAUGCUGAUAGCAGGGUGAGCCCCGAGACAGACACGGGCAAGCUCUGUGAGAGAUGGGUGCGCAUGUGUGGGGCACCCUCUACUGAGCUCUUUCCUUUGUUUAAGGUGAAGUAACCCAUCUCAGGUCAGGACCCACAUACAGUGACCUUGUGCAUGCAUCAUGCAUGGGCAGCAUGUCAGCCUUCAUUCUGUGAGUGAAAGGCUUGCUCUUUGAGUCUCUACAUGACUCAGUGCAGGUGGUCCCGGUUUGCCUCUCACGUGGCUAUUACCAGUCCCCCUGUUGUGGAGGUGAAGGGGGUGGAUGAAGUCACUUGGGGAUCUCAAAGAACACCAUCCCAGGGCUGUGGGAGUGGCGCCUGGGUGCUGGAGAGCUUAGCACCCGGGUCUCUAUUCUCCAGAUACCAGGAGCACCCCCAGUUAGUGUGACAGCCCCAAAUACCCAAAGGCAUCCAGAUACCCCCUCAGAGCUGACCUGGAUCUGGGCCAUGCCGAUUCGUUGAAUGUUGACAUUCAUAGUGCUGGCCGGUACCCCUUCCUGUGUCACAUAGGUCUGUCCCAAAGCCAUCGUUAACCCAACCUAAGAAUUCUUCACAGGUCUUCAGUGAGGAACGAAGGGCUCACAUUUCCGCCAACUCCCACCUCCAUUCUUGCAAAGAAAAACUCCCCUUUCUUGGCCACUGUUUACCGGCAGGAGGAACAGGGACAUCUUAAUGGGUUUGGGGCCCUCAAGGGGUUAAAGAAUUCCUAUGUAUAUUGUUAAAAGGCUUUCAAAGUCCAUACUAGUCCUGGGAACUCUGGUACCCCAGGAAAAGCAGGUCGUCACUGGCAGCCCAUCUGGUAUGGGCUCCUGGCUGAAGGGGGGUCCUUGAGAGCUGAGGGAAAAGGGAGGGACCAGAGUCUCCCUCACCGCUUACCUUUGAAGCUGGCUUAGGUGUUGGCUCACAGCAUGCAUGGGAUGAGCCUCCCAACUCUUCCGUGCCUCAUUGUCCCUUCCUGCAGCAGGACUGGUCACACCAACCUACCUCCUCUCCGAAUUGUGUGGAUCACGAAAGAGACUCAACAAUCAGGUCCAGGCUAAACGGCUCAUUCAGUGGAUCUAAUCUGGGUGAUUGUUACUGCGUCCUCUAACCACAAUAUCUUCACCCAAGCUUCACGUGACCACAGCAAGCACAUUCCAUUAGUGGAGGCGAGCCUGGGUUAGUAUAAUGUGUCAGGGGCUGGAGAGAUGGCUCAGCCGUUAAAGGCUAGGCCCCCAACCAAAAAUAUAAGUAUAAUGUGUCAGGGCCUCGAACUGGCCAAACCUGUCAGCAGCCUCCUCCUGUGUACUAAAGGCAUCUGCAUGUGGUAUGCCCUAAGCCAAGACAGACAGACAGACAGACAGACAUACAUACAUACAUAUAUAUAUAUAUAUAUAUAUAUAUAUAUAUAUAUAUAUAUAUGCCUUUUGCCUUCUGUUCCUUCAGUUCCAGUCUUUAGGAACUCCCCCCCCCCCGCCCCCCUGCCCCUUGGCAUUUGACUUUUGUUUAUGGCUUCGGAAGUCUCCUGAGACUGUUAUGGCAUACAGCUGAACUAGGACCUGGAGGGGAUGACUGGCCACAAGUUAAUUUUAGACAACUGACUGCUGCCAGCGUUUCCUGGCAAAAGCUAAGAAGGGUGGGAGCCCAACUUUUUCUCCCCCCCCCCCAACAGGGCUGAACUCAGUGGGAGGAGCUGGGACCCGACUCUAAGUGACAUGUUUCCCUCGAGUGGCCAGUUGUCAACUCAGCUCUGGGAAGGUGGCAGAGUUGGAGGGCUAGAGGGGGUCCCUGGGCACCAAUGGGCACAGCUGUUCGAGGAGGCUACACAGGCCCUGAGACAGAGGCUGAAGGUACUUGAGUGGCCUUUCCAACUCCAAGCCACAGGAGACUGGACUUCCCAAGCACCCCACUUUCUCAGCACCAGCAGAGAGUGGGGUGCAGACACAACAGAAAACGUGAAUGCAUGAUAUAGAAUCGCCACCAUUGCACUGCACGGCGCACUGAGCAUGAACGGUGUUUGUAUAAUGUUGGCGAAGGAAUUUAACAGAAACAGAAAGCUAUGUACCGUUGUUCCUCCCGUUUCCCCGCCUUUCCUUGCCUCCCCUUCCCACUCUCCCUACCGAACCCAUUCUGUCCCCGCCCCCAGUGGUUGGUAUUUGGUGGCAGCUCUUGGUCCUGUGACUGUUUAUGUCUCACUGAAAACACGGAGGGGUGGGCAGCGGUAAGGGAAGUAAUUUUUUUCUAAUUUUUGUAUAGCUCUCCACAAGCGUUUGUAUUUUUUGAAUUGCAAACACUGUGUUUUCUGGUCCUUGGGGGUUGGUUGAUCUUCCUGUAUUACUUUUUGGAAAACUUGAGUUUUACCACAUUCUUAAACAGAUUUGAAAUAAAUUCUUUUGACACCGCCAACAA